UGUUGGUGCCUUUUCCUCCAACAUCAGAGGUUGAAGCUCCUGACAAACUCGAGUCCACCAGCAUCUUGCUGCCCACAAAGGUUGGAGAUGGCAGUCUUCCCAAACUCCUGUCUCCCUGGGUGUCUGCUCGUCUUCAUUCUCCUCCAGGUGCCCGAGCUGGAUUCUGCUCCCUUUGACGUGAUUGGACCCCCGGAGCCCAUCCCGGCGGUGGUGGGUGAAGAUGCCGAGUUGCCCUGUCACCUCUCCCCCAACGUGAGCGCCGAGCGCAUGGAGUUGCGGUGGUUCCGAGAGAAGGUCUCUCCCGCGGUGUUCGUGCGCCGCGAAGGGCGAGAGCAGCCCGGAGAGCAGAUGCCCGAGUACUGGGGGAGAGUGACGCUGGUGGAGGACCGCAUCGCGGAGGGGCGCGUCGCUGUGAGGAUACAGGACGUCAAGGCCUCUGAUGAUGGGGAGUACCGAUGCUUUUUCAGGCAGGACGAAAACUACGAAGAGGCCACCGUGCAUCUGAAGGUGGCUGCUCUGGGCUCUGAUCCUCACAUCCACAUGGAAGUUCAAGAGAGUGGAGAGAUCUGGCUGGAGUGUACCUCAGUGGGAUGGUACCCAGAGCCCCGGGUACAGUGGCGAACUCCCAAGGGAGAGGAGUUUCCAUCCGUGUCAGAGUCCAGGAACCCUGAUGAAGAAGGUCUGUUCACCGUGGCAGCUUCAGUGAUCAUCAGGGACACCUCCAUGAAGAAUGUGUCCUGCUGUAUCCGGAACCUCCUUCUCGGCCGAGAGAAGGAAGUAGAGAUUUCUAUACCAGCUCCCUUCUUCCCAAGGCUGACUCCCUGGAUGGUGGCUGUGGCUGUGGUCUUGAUGGUCCUAGGACUUCUCACAAUUGGGUCCAUAUUUUUCACUUGGAGACUAUACAAGGAAAGAUCCAGACAGAAGAGGCAUGAAUUCAGCUCUAAAGAGAAACUCCUGGAAGAGCUCAAAUGGAAAAAGGCUACACUGCAUGCAGUUGAUGUGACUCUGGAUCCAGAUACCGCCCACCCCCACCUCUUUCUGUAUGAAGAUUCAAAAUCUGUCCGACUGGAAGAUUCACGUCAGAAACUGCCUGAGAAACCAGAGAGAUUUGACUCCUGGCCUUGUGUGUUGGGUCGUGAGGCCUUCACCUCGGGGAGACAUUACUGGGAGGUGGAGGUGGGAGACAGGACUGACUGGGCAAUCGGGGUGUGUAGGGAGAACGUGAUGAAGAAAGGAUUUGACCCCAUGACUCCCGAGAAUGGGUUCUGGGCUGUGGAGUUGUAUGGAAACGGGUACUGGGCUCUCACCCCCCUGCGGACCCCUCUCCCAUUGGCGGGACCCCCCCGCCGAGUUGGGAUCUUCCUGGACUGUGAGUCAGGAGACAUCUGCUUCUACAACAUGACUGAUGGAUCCCAUAUCUAUACUUUCUCUAAUGCCUCUUUCUCAGGCCCCCUCCGGCCCUUCUUCUGCCUGUGGUCCUGUGGUAAAAAGCCCCUGACCAUCUGCCCAAUCACUAAUGGGCUUGAGGGAGUCACAGUAGUUGCUGAUCCCAAGGACCUUUCUAAGGACAUCCCACUCUCGCCCAUAGGGCAGGACUCUGCCUCUGGGGAUACAGACACCCUCCAUUCUAAACUGAUCCCUCCCCAGCCCAGCCAAUGGGUACCUUAAGGAACACCCCAGCUCAACCGCUUCCUUUCACUCUUACCCCCUUCUCUAUCACCCCCUGGGGCUUCAUCUGCCAGCUGUACCCAGCCCCUGUUUCUUCCUGUUGGGUAGGGGUUAAUUAAUCUUGAGAAGGUUGUGUUGCUGCU
This is a messenger RNA of Delphinapterus leucas (beluga whale), 1811 nucleotides long. RefSeq names its product butyrophilin subfamily 1 member A1 (gene BTN1A1). Gene Ontology annotation, cellular component: external side of plasma membrane. Gene Ontology annotation, molecular function: signaling receptor binding. Lineage: Eukaryota; Metazoa; Chordata; Mammalia; Artiodactyla; Monodontidae. Gene Ontology annotation, biological process: T cell receptor signaling pathway; regulation of cytokine production. The record is from RefSeq and is a predicted model, not a curated record.